AUGGAGAACGCACGGAUACAGCAUACAAGAUCUGAAAAGUGGAGCAGUUCUCUCACAAGCAACGGAUACGUCCUGGAGAAUGGGGCAGUAUACGAAGAGUCUUCGCGCAGGAAGAUAACCCCGAAUAACUCGGGAGUGAAAAAUCCUGCUUCUUUCUACGCAUCCCCGGACGGGCUCUCGUUUAAGACUGUCUUUUACAGCGGGAAAGUGGAAAGGGCUGAAGAAAAAAGCGGGUACUCGUGGGAGAGUGUGGGCGAGUUCGAGACGGGGAUUUUAUCCGCUUCUUUCAGCCCGGGCUCAGGGAGUCUUGUCGUUGUAACGGGAGAGCGCGUUUUUCUGCUAGACAAAUUUUUCAAUCCAGUCAGGGACGAAUUACUAAAAGAGGAAAUUAAAAAGCUGCACCUGGAAAAGUUUUCGCCAAUUCAGAUAACAUUUUCGCCAGAUGGAAAAUACAUUGCAAUUUGCAUGGGGACAGUCAUUUCUGUGUACACGUACAACCUAGAGCCCGUUUCAGACACGCUUUCCGUCUGCAACAAAAUCAUGAACAGUCGCCUCAUGGGGACGAAGAAGUUCCUGCUGGACGAAGGCGCAUACGUUAACACCGUUAGAAGAUUACCUGUAUCCGGUGAAGAUUUGCCGUAUAAGGAAAUAGCACCUAAAAAGGAAAGCGUUGAAUUUGAGGCCCGGUCCUGCUAUAAGCUCGUUACAUGGCAUUGCUCUCUUCCGAAGAUGUAUGCGGUCACGCACGAGAACAGAAUCCACGUUUUGGAGAGAAACAGCCUGAAAUUUUACGAGAUCUUCCACAUAAGGAAAUCUGAUGCAGAAAAAGAAAAAAUACUGGAAAAUGAAAUAUUUUUUAUCUCUGCCAGGAUUUGUUAUCUGUACUUGCUGCAUAAGGAAAACAAAAAUUUCUACUUAAAGGUUUUUUACGUAAAAAACAACGUGAUUUACCUGAAAUGCAAUUUCCCUGUAAACGACGCAGUUUCCAGCCCCGUGCACGAAGUCCUGCGGAUGGAAGUGGGGGAAAGCGGGAAUAUCCGCAUAGUUACGCCGGAGCACAUUAUUUCCCUCGAGCAGACUACAUUUGUGAAUAGGUCGCGAGAUAACGUUAUAGACAUUGACGGAGCCCGGCUUUUCUUCUAUAACUUGCAGAAGUGCACGAUUCCUCCGCCCAUGUGCAGCCAAGAGAUGGGAAUGGAUGGAGUUCCUUCGGAUAUGCACGUCUCCUGGGAUGGUGAGAUCUCGUGCAAAAUUAACGGAAAAAAACAGAUAUUUUCAGGUCCACUGCCAAAAAAGGAAAAUUCAGGUACAGAGUUCAAAAAAAAGACGAUAGAAUUUUCCAGCGAGAAUUCCCCCGUGGAAGUUGAAAUCGGCCCGAUGGAGUGCCUCGUUUCCCUCAAUACGCGCACACACACGCUGAAAAUAGAGCACAAAAGCACGUGUGUGGAGAUGCCCCGAAUAACCUCAGCAUGCCCGAUUUUUUUGGAGGAGGAGAAGUCCCUUGUUGUCACGAGAGAAAGCCACCCGUGGACGGAAAUCGUGCGGUUUUAUGCGGAAAACGGGGAGAUUCUGCAGGAAAAGCUUGCCCGAACGGGACAGAGCAGCAAAAUUGUCUUUAUAUCGGAAACAACCGUUAUUUUGAUCGAUAGAUACGGGAUGCUUGAGAGCUUUUAUAUUCCGGCCCUGGUAAAAAUUAAAGUGGCAAACCUGAUAAAAAACGGCCAAGUUGAGUCCGCCAUUUUCACCCUGAAAAAAUACGGAAUGCCUGUGGGCCCGUGGCUGCAGAUGCUUGUCUAUGAGAAAGAAGCAGUACCUGCCCGCAUUCUUUUGGAGAUCGUGCGGUUUUUGGGGACAGAGCCUGAAAUCGAACCUGAAGUGGAUAAGAUCGAAAAAAUUGCACUUGCAAAAAUCUUUGAUCUCCUAAAAGAGGAAACCGUUAAAAAAGAAGAAAUUUAUGAGUGGUGCGAGCUGUGCAUGGAAAUCCACCACCUGAAAAACGACCCCGCCCAACUCGUGAAGUUUGCAGCGCUUUUCACGCAGAGGCAGAAGCUUUCCCCGAAUUCACUCUCCUGGCGCUUUUACGAUAACAACCACAUUUCUGAUAGAAUUAUAAGAAAAACUAUAGGAGUUUUUUCCGCUGAAAUCUUGCUGACGCACGCUAUGAACAGCUACAAAUACACACUCUGCUACAUAAUCCUGAACGCAACAAAUACCCCGAUGGACGUCGUCAAUGACACGCUUUUGCCGGCGAACUCGGAGGUUUUGGACCCUUUCAGCGAGCACGAGGAAGUAGAACGAAGGCUGAGAAUUUCAAAAGUCUCCAAAAACAAAAAAAGCCAGACGUUUUACAGCAUAAAAACGUGCAUAGGCGCAAGCGCAUGGAAAGAGGCGGAGUCACGCGGGGGGAGUGAGCGGGAUUUGCUGCUCUCCUCGCUGAAGGCAUCCCUGGAAAAGGACGUGGCCAGAGACUUCUAUUUUUACCUGGAAAACGCGGAAUCUUUCUUUGAGAGCGAAGAAGUGCCCGAAUGGUUCGACGGAGAGUUCCAGGAGGCGGUUGACUCGCUGCUUCUUCUGUGCGGGGAUGCACUGCGCCGGGAAAACGACCUGGAAGACGCGCUUUGGUGCUAUCUCAGGACAAAGACCCCGAAUAACCCGGAACUGAAAAAGCUGAAAAUGCAGCUGGGAAAGUGGCGAGAGCUUUUUGAGGACCCCGCUGAGAGGACGCGGGAGCGCGUGGAAAAGAUGGAGGAGGUUCUUCUCCUGCAGAAAAACACGCUUGCCGCAGCAGAGAUGCACCUGGAGGUGGGAUGCCCCGUGAAAGGCGCGAAGUUCCUGAUCGAUUUAGAGAUGUUUUCAGAGCUAAAAUUUUUCAUUUUAAAGACAGCACCUGAAAACAGCCCUGAAAAUAUUUUUAAAGCAAAGGAGACCACCCGAGCAGAAUUCCUGGCCCAAACAUCGGAGUACCUGAGGAAAAAGGUGCAGAGUUUCGCGGAGAGCUCAGAAAGUGCUGCAGGAACGUACCGGGAAAACACGCAGAGGCUCCACCGCGUCCGGGAGAGAAAGGACGGAGAAAGAAAAAAAGUCCUCGAGGGCGAGUUCGAACCCGGGGAUGCUCUGACGGUUUACACGCGGUCUUUUAUAACGAACACUCUCGUAACGGGAAACAGCACAGGAAAGAAGAAAAGAAGCUCCAAGCUCAGGAAUACCGUUGGAGGCAGAUACGAGGAGGAAUACGUCCAAUACGUCCUGAGUGAGCUCAUUCUAAAGUGCAAAAAACACGUUAAAAACAUGCAGGAAAUAGAGUCUAUUUUCUCAUGCGCAGAUAUGCCCGGAGGAGAGGCCUUUUCCCACGAAAAAAGUGCCUUCAAAAAGGCCCUCUGCACUUUCUACGAUCUCUGCAAUAGUUCAAUCUCAGAGGACUUUGUCUCCUUGAACUCGGAAGAUGACGUCCUCUACGACCCCGAGAGGCCCCUUAUAGAGCAGCCAGAUAUUUCCGACAUAAAAGCGUACGUAAAAGAAAAAUAA
Molecule: messenger RNA, 3525 nt
Organism: Nematocida major
Lineage: Eukaryota; Fungi; Microsporidia
Exons: 1
Coding region: 1-3525 (1174 amino acids)
Biological process (GO): tRNA wobble base 5-methoxycarbonylmethyl-2-thiouridinylation
Cellular component (GO): cytosol; elongator holoenzyme complex
Molecular function (GO): tRNA binding
Source: RefSeq, a predicted model, not a curated record